AUGGAGGCCUCACAGCAAAGUGGACGAAACCGAGGUGUGGAUGAAGGGGUGCUCACUGUGAAAGAUAAGACCUUCUUCGGGGAGAACUCCACGACCAUCGUGUUGGGCGGUGCUGAAGUGGAGCGUCGUGGCACCGCGUGGCAAGGGCGGUUGGAAGUCAUGGGCGAUCUGCAGAUUGCCGCAGUGGAGUGGCGCAGAGGAAUUGCGGAGGAGGAAGAGGAGGAAAAAAACUGGAAAAAAGGACGGAGCAAACUGAUGUAA
This is a messenger RNA of Cladocopium goreaui, 261 nucleotides long. The record is from the annotation of a GenBank genome assembly. Lineage: Eukaryota; Dinophyceae; Suessiales; Symbiodiniaceae.